ACGCGUCUGCGUCGCAGGCCGGCCAAGUCGGAAAACGGGAAAAGGGCAGAUAUUUUCCGUGGGGCGCCGGCCCCUCGUAUAAGUUCUCCCCUGGUUUCACCCUGCGCCUUUGGUUUCACCCUCCGCCUUUCGGCGUCGGCCUUUUGCUGCUUCGGUUCGUCCUCUUCCUCCUCUCGCCGCCCGCUUCCGCUUCUCCUAGGGUUUCUCGCGGCUCGAAUCCACCCCCUGUAACGCUCCGCUUCAUCUAGGGUUUCUCGCAUCGUGCGUACACCCGCCCCGCGACGCGCCUUCUCCUGCAGGGUUUUCUGUAACUCUAGGCGCCAUCCGCCCGGCCCAGAUCUAGCUCUCUCCGCCUUACCGCGUCAUCUUCCUUUCCCUUAUCGUGGAGUGGGGAUCCGUUCAGAUUUCGAUUGGAUUCUUCCUUCGUCGGUCUUUGUGAUCACUGGUAGCGUCUUCAUCAAAGGCCUUUUGCAAAAUUAUGCGAUCUUCAUGGGCUGAUUCAGUUGCGAACGCCGAGGAAUCGGUGCCCGCGACUGUUACUGCUACUGCCCCUGCUGUUAAUCAUCAGAGCGGGCGCCCCACCCUCAGUGCAUACGUCCCUCCCCACCUCCGUGGUCGCUCAGCUGGUCCUUCCUCUGAGAUCCAGGCAGUGCCUGCUGCAGCUCCAGCACCAGCUGAGGUACGGUCAGCUGCUGUGCAGCCUUCAGGCUACGCAUCUGUUGUUGUUGGUGGCUCUCGUUGGUCUGGCCCUACUGGUGGUGGUGGUAGCAGCGCCAUAGUUGGUCCUCGCCAGGGUGGUGGGGGUGGGGGUGGUGGUCGAGGUGGCGGUGGCGGUUGGAACUCUCGCCCUGGGUGGGACCGUAGAGACCGCGAACCAAACCCUUUUGCCAAUACUGAGGCUUCAGAUGUUGAUUUUGAGGCUCAAGAGAACACGGGCAUCAACUUUGACGCCUAUGAGGAUAUUCCCGUGGAGACAAGUGGCCAUGAUGUCCCUCCACCAGUCAACACCUUUGCAGAGAUUGAUCUGGGUGACGCACUUAAUGAGAACAUACGAAGGUGCAAGUAUGUGAAGCCAACACCUGUGCAGCGACAUGCCAUUCCUAUCGCCAUUGGAGGUAGGGACCUCAUGGCUUGUGCACAGACAGGGUCUGGAAAGACUGCAGCAUUCUGUUUUCCCAUCAUCAGUGGUAUCUUGAAGUCAAGGCCACCCCAGAGGCAAAGGGGUUCCAGAACAGCUUGUCCGCUGGCUCUGAUAUUGUCCCCUACUCGUGAGCUAUCUAUGCAAAUUCAUGAAGAAGCAAGGAAGUUUUCAUACCAAACUGGUGUUAGGGUGGUUGUUGCAUAUGGUGGAGCACCAAUACACCAGCAGCUGAGGGAACUGGAAAGAGGUGUUGAAAUCCUUGUGGCAACUCCUGGUCGUUUGAUGGAUCUGCUGGAGAGAGCUAGAGUAUCACUGCAAAUGAUAAAGUACUUAGCUCUCGAUGAAGCUGAUCGAAUGCUCGAUAUGGGGUUUGAGCCACAGAUACGCAAGAUCGUUGACCAGAUGGAUAUGCCUCCUCGUGGUGUGAGGCAGACUAUGCUGUUUAGUGCCACCUUUCCAAAAGAAAUCCAGCGUCUGGCUUCAGAUUUCCUUGCUGACUACAUCUUCCUUGCUGUUGGAAGAGUUGGUUCCAGUACUGAUUUGAUUGCUCAGAGGGUCGAGUUUGUACUUGAGGCGGACAAAAGGAGUUACCUGAUGGACCUUCUUCAUGCACAAAAAGCUAAUGCUGCUCAUGGAAAGCAAGCUCUUACUUUGGUCUUUGUGGAGACAAAGAGGGGAGCUGAUGCUCUCGAGGACUGGUUGUAUAAAAACGGUUUUCCUGCAACAAGUAUUCAUGGUGACAGGACACAGCAGGAAAGAGAGUAUGCAUUGAGGUCCUUCAAGAGUGGAGCGACUCCUAUACUUGUUGCAACUGAUGUGGCUGCUCGUGGACUUGACAUACCACAUGUUGCUCAUGUCAUCAAUUUUGACCUCCCAAAUGACAUAGAUGACUAUGUUCAUCGUAUUGGGAGGACAGGACGAGCGGGGAAAUCUGGUCUGGCAACUGCCUUUUUCAACGAGGGCAACUUAUCACUGGCAAAGCCACUAUGUGAGCUGAUGCAGGAAGCUAACCAGGAGGUUCCUCAGUGGCUUGAGCGUUAUGCAGCCCGUUCUUCCUAUGGAGGUGGUGGGGGAAGAAACCGCCGAUCAGGCGGUGCUAGAUUUGGUGGCCGUGACUUCCGCCGUGACCGGGACUUCAGGGGAGGAGGUGGUGGUGGAGGUUAUGGUGGCGGCGGCGGUUACGGUGGUGGAGGUUAUGGUGGCGGUGGCGGCGGAUAUGGUGGCAGCUAUGGUGGAGGUGCAACUAGUUCCUGGGACUAA
This is a messenger RNA of Setaria italica (foxtail millet), 2401 nucleotides long. RefSeq names its product DEAD-box ATP-dependent RNA helicase 37. Lineage: Eukaryota; Viridiplantae; Streptophyta; Magnoliopsida; Poales; Poaceae. Gene Ontology annotation, cellular component: nucleus. The transcript is spliced from 7 exons. Bases 479 to 2401 code for a protein of 640 amino acids. Gene Ontology annotation, molecular function: ATP binding; RNA helicase activity; RNA binding. The record is from RefSeq and is a predicted model, not a curated record.